AUGAGCCACCAGCAGCACACAGCCAGAGCGGCGUAUGCGCCAUACACCAAGAGCAACGUAACAAUCAACCAGCCGCAAUUCAAUCCACAGCCACACCUCUUCUGGUUGUGCUCGUGCGGGUAUUGGUCGACGCACGCCUACCGAUUCUGCUGCAACGAAAAAUGCGGCUUCUCUCGUGAAGCUAUCCAGAAAGGCCACUCACGGUUCUAG
This is a messenger RNA of Wallemia ichthyophaga EXF-994, 210 nucleotides long. RefSeq lists its product as uncharacterized. The coding region runs from base 1 to 210 and encodes 69 amino acids. NCBI's taxonomy places the organism in Eukaryota, Fungi, Basidiomycota, Wallemiomycetes, Wallemiales, Wallemiaceae. The record is from RefSeq and is a predicted model, not a curated record. The transcript is spliced from 2 exons.